UCUUACUUGUUUUCUUCUUCAUAACCCUCUCUGUCUUCUUGCUCUCAGAAUUUUACUUGAUUUAGUAGAGAACUGUAUGACAAAUUAAAGAGUGUUCCUGUAUAUCUCUUUGUCCACCUGUUUUGUCUUCUUACUUCAAAACUCUCUCUCCCGAUCUCUCUCUCUCUCUCUCUCUCUCUCUCUCUCUCUCUCUCUCUNCUGUCUCUCAACUAAACCCACAUUAACAUGAUGAUGCCAGAUGAUCAUCAUCAUCAACUCUCAUUUCCCAGCUAUGUCCUUCACCAAGAACACAUCACCCCAAAUCCUAACCCUAACCCUAAUCCUACCUCCUCAAACUCAGCCAAGAGGAAACGAAAUCUACCGGGAAAUCCAGAUCCAGAUGCAGAAGUUAUCGCUCUAUCGCCAAACUCCCUCAUGGCGACUAACCGGUUCAUCUGCGAGAUUUGCAACAAAGGGUUUAAGAGAGACCAGAACCUUCAGCUUCACCGGAGAGGCCAUAACCUUCCAUGGAAGCUAAAGCAAAGGACGAACAAGGACCAAAUUAAGAAAAAAGUGUACAUCUGUCCCGAGAAGACUUGCGUACACCACGACCCGGGCCGAGCUCUCGGCGACUUAACUGGAAUCAAGAAGCAUUUCAGCAGGAAACACGGUGAGAAGAAGUGGAAAUGUGACAAGUGUUCCAAGAAGUAUGCUGUCAUGUCCGAUUGGAAAGCUCAUAGCAAGAUUUGUGGUACUAGGGAAUACAGAUGUGACUGUGGUACCCUCUUUUCCAGGAAAGAUAGUUUCAUCACACAUAGAGCAUUCUGUGACGCCUUAGCUGAAGAGAGUGCAAGAUUCGUCUCAGUUCCACCAGCUGCAGCUUCAGCCACACCCGCAUAUCUACACAAUGCCCCGGACGCUGAAGUCAACCUUGGAAACAUCAAUGAAAAUCAUCAACAUGGACAUACUACAUCUUCCCAAUUGGAUCAACCGGUUUUCAAUAACCAGCGCCAAACCUUUUUGGGACAAACCUUCACCGACCAGCUCCCCAUACAACCCAAUGUUUUUGCCUCCCCAUCAACUCGUAGCGCAUCCGACUCGCUUCAAAAUCUAUGGCAUUUACAAGGGCAAUCAUCUCAUCAAUGGCUUCUCAACGAAAACAACAACAACAACAUUCUCCAAAGGGGAAUCUCCAAGAAUGAAGAGGAACAUGAGAUCAAAAAGGUUGCAACUAGUGGUUCUUUGUUCUCUUCGGAAGCACACAACAACGCUAAUAAUUACAGCCAAAACGGUGGACAAAUAGCAUCCAUGUCAGCCACGGCAUUGUUACAAAAGGCGGCUCAAAUGGGAUCAAAGAGAUCAUCAUCAAGCUUAAACAAUAGCAAGGCUUUUGGUCUAAUGAGUAACACCUCCAUCUUCAACAACAAGCAAACGGAGAAUAUGAAAACUACGGAAGUUGAUGAAGGAGGCUUCACGAGAGACUUUCUUGGUGUGGGAAGUCAACACCGUACUUGGCCAUUAUUAAUGGUAAACCGUAAUCUUCUCGACUCGUCCCCUCCGGCCACUACCGACGGUACACCAACCCCCGACAGGAACCAGUAGUUUGGUAACGCACGUUGUCGUUUAAAUAUAUUUGUGUGUAUGAAUUUGAAGAAAAGGUAGGAUUCCUCUGUUUAUGAUAUUUGUUUUUUCUAGAAAUGCACAAACGUAAACUAUGUAAACCCAAGUGACGAGAGAGGACAGUUUAAGCACGGCGAAUUAACACCGUGAAAGAUGAGUUUUUGACUCGGAGAGAAUCUCUGAGUCAACUCGGUGCUGCGUAGUGGGUCCACUAGGUUGACGGAGAUGGGAAGCUAUUCGGGUCCACUUCUGCAUGCAUGCACAGCAGAGCAAAGCAUACGCUAUGUCUUUUCUUAUUCUUCAUUUUGUUUUUUCCUUGUAAUUAUUUUCAUGCUUUAAGUUGGAAAGAACCUAAAAGAAACAAGGAAAAAGUUUGUACGUAGGUUAUGUAAACUUUAAGUAGUUGUUACUUUUUGUUUUUUUCCUUGUAAAAGGUGAACCUUUUUAA
This is a messenger RNA of Camelina sativa (false flax), 2047 nucleotides long. The record is from RefSeq and is a predicted model, not a curated record. Lineage: Eukaryota; Viridiplantae; Streptophyta; Magnoliopsida; Brassicales; Brassicaceae.